AUGCUGACUGCCUCCCUUCUGCGCCCAUACUCGUUCUCGGAAUCUGCUACCAUUGGGGGCCACGCUGGCUUCGGAGCCCCUCUGCUGUGCCCCGGCUGGGAGCGCGGCCAUCUUGUCCCUGGCCUGUGCCAGCCCGCUGGCCGGCAGGGAGCAGCUGCUGCCCAGGGCCGGGAGGACCUCAGCCGGGCGGAGUGCGCUGUGGACACAAGGCCCUGGCGGCUGUGUGCUCCCGAGACUACGCUCAGCUCGGCCUCUUGGGCAGCCGGCGACCAGGGUUUGGUCCGCGGCCGCAGCGGGCGUUUGGUCCAGGCGGAGGCCAGGCUGGUCCUGCGCUCCCGCCGCUGUGUGUGCUGCGAGCCCCCGGGGAGUACGGCCACCCCCCACGGCUCACGGCUGAUGCGGCCUCAGCCCCAGGGCCUGGCAGCAAUAGCUCUCUUCCAUUUCUCCCGGGGUGAGGAACCAGGAGCCGCCGAGUCUCCCGGUGGCGACACCGUGUACAAGGCGCAGCAGGGAUUCCGGCCCCGGGAGCCGCGCAAGCGCGGGGAGCGUUGGGAGACGGGGGAGCUGCAGAUCAGCUUGAAGAACUGUGGCCCUCGGCAGGAUGGAGGCUUCUUGGGCACCUCAGGCUUAAGUCUCCUCCCCACCCCAAGCUCUCCAGCGUGCCUGCAGGACCAGCAGCGCUGUGACGAGGCCACGGCCGUGGACGUCUCCCAUGCGGACAUCAGGCUGCUGAAGAAAUUCAGCAAGAAUGAGACGCUGGCCGGGAAGUAGGAAGCCUUUUUGGCUUCAGAGCCUCUGACCAAGCAGGUGCCACGCAUGCAGGGAGCAGGCCUGAAUGGGGCUAGCAAGUUCCCCUCCUUGCUGACCCACGGCAGGAGCUUGGUGGUGAACGUUGGUGUGAAAUCCACAAUCGAGUUCCAGAUGAAGAAGGUGGUGCGUCUGGUGGUGGCUCUUGGCCCCGUGAAGGUGACAGAUGAUGAGCUUGUGUACAACGUUCUCUUAGCUGUCGGUUUCCUGGUGCUGUUGCUCAAAAAGAACUGGCAGAACGUCCAGGCUUUAUACGUCAAGAGCCCAGCGCCCGUACUAAGGCACAGCCUAACAAACCGUACUGCUACCACUUAAAAAAAGAAAAAAAGAAGCAGCAAUUAACCCAUUUAAUGUUAACAUAAAUAACCUUUUUUAUAAAGGAACUACAUUUUUCUAAACUGAAAAAAUGCAGUGAAGGCAGGGCAUCGUUGAAUAUUUUUACAAGGUAAUUAAUCUGUUUAAUAUCUGACCUAGCGGGAGA
Molecule: messenger RNA, 1288 nt
Organism: Pteronotus mesoamericanus
Lineage: Eukaryota; Metazoa; Chordata; Mammalia; Chiroptera; Mormoopidae
Product: 60S ribosomal protein L10a-like
Biological process (GO): maturation of LSU-rRNA
Cellular component (GO): cytosolic large ribosomal subunit
Molecular function (GO): RNA binding
Source: RefSeq, a predicted model, not a curated record